Messenger RNA from Papilio polytes (common Mormon), 4427 nucleotides. RefSeq names its product protein transport protein Sec24C (gene Sec24CD). The record is from RefSeq and is a predicted model, not a curated record. The transcript is spliced from 18 exons. Gene Ontology annotation, molecular function: SNARE binding; zinc ion binding. Bases 119 to 4093 code for a protein of 1324 amino acids. NCBI's taxonomy places the organism in Eukaryota, Metazoa, Arthropoda, Insecta, Lepidoptera, Papilionidae. Gene Ontology annotation, biological process: COPII-coated vesicle cargo loading; intracellular protein transport; endoplasmic reticulum to Golgi vesicle-mediated transport. Gene Ontology annotation, cellular component: COPII vesicle coat; endoplasmic reticulum exit site.
CACUAUAUGCCAGAAUACGUGGCCCCAAACUCUGUGCUGUUCAUGUGUCUUGUUUAUAUUUUUUAUUGCAAAAAUUCGUGAAUAUUCGUUUCAUAAGCCGUGAUCGGCUUCUAACAAGAUGAUGAAUCCUCAGUAUCUGCCACCUGGACAAAAUAACAAUGCACCCUCUAAUCCACUGGGCUUCCCACCAACAUCACAAGACUACAAUGGAGUACAGAAUGCCAACAUCUAUGGUCAAAUGCCACCAAAUGGCCCACAAAUGCCUAUGAAGCAGUUUGACCCUUCUGAGAUGUCAAAUAAAAUGCAAAACAUGAACUUGAAUGGACCACAAGGGAUUCCUACUUCUCAAUUGCCUCCUGGACAGUUCCCACCAGAAAGCUUUCCACCUACAUCUAACUUUGGACCUGGUCAACUACCACCCAACAUGAGGCCACCUGUUUCUAUGGCUGGAAGGCCACAAGGGAAUGAAGCUUCACCAUUUCCACCUCAAAUGCAACCUCCCAUGUCUACAGCUUCCACCCAAGCCCAAGGUUUCAGUCAAAUUCCUGGCAAGGAAGGGCAAUUUCAAGGACCACCUCCCGGACAAAUGGUUCAAAGCCAGUCUAAGCCAAUGGUAUCCCAACCAGGGCCUCCUCCAUUGGGACAGCCUGGUGCCCCACCACAAAUGUCACAGAUGCCUCCACAUUCUCAACCUGGGCUUCCACCUCAACCUGGGAUGAUGGGGAGACCUCCCAACGGUCCCGAACAGGCAAAGCCACCACAAACGGGUGGUUUUCAAGGUAUGCCACCACCAACUGGUCAACCAGGGAUACAAACCCAACAGAUGCCGCCACCAGGCCAGGCAGGAUUACCUCAGAACCAAUCAGGUCUUGGUAUGCCACCCCAACAGAGUUCGCAACCUCCACAAAUUCGUCAACAGGGUGCGCCACCUGGAUUUGAUUAUCAAAGACAACCUCGAGGUCCAAUGCCAGGAUUGCCCCCGCAGCCAGGUAGUUUGCCAGGACAGAUGGGCCCUCAAGUGCCCCCCGGACCACCCCAAGCCCAAGCUGGUCUUCCUCCUCAAUCUGGUAUGCCACCCCAGCAAGUUCCUUCUUCUCAAUCACAGUUUCCAUCCAUGCCCGGCUUACCUCAUAUGCCCCCACCAUUAUCCCAAGCAAGACCUCCCUCUGGAUUUGGCCCUCCUGGACAAUCUGGCCAACAACCAAGUUCUUAUGGAGGUAUGCCACCAAUGCAACCUCCGAUGCCGGGCCAAGCACCUAGGUCUGGUCAGCAAGCAAUGGCCGGCCAACCUCCUAUGUCUGGCCAACCCCCAAUACCUGGCCAACAUUCAAUGCCUGGACAACCUCCAAUGCCAGGUCAACCAUCAAUGCAUAGCCAACCCCCAAUGCCUGGUCAACCACCAAUGCCAGGCCAACCUUUGAUGCCAGGACAGCCUCCAAUGCCUGGUCAGCCCCAUCUACCUGGCCAACCUCCAAUACCUGGCCAACACCAAAUGCCUGGACAACCCGUGAUGCCUGGCCAACCACCAAUGCCUGGUCAACAUCACAUGCCUGGACAACCUCCAAUGCCCGGACAACCUCCGAUGCCCGGACAACCUCUGAUGCCCGGACAACCUCCGAUGCCCGGCCAACCUCCGAUGCCCGGCCAACCUCCGAUGCCCGGACAACCUCAAGCUUAUCAACAGCAGCCAGGAUAUGCACCAUUCCCAGGACAGCAGCCAAGUUAUCCUGGACAGCAAUUUGCACAGCAGCCACAACAAAGGCGCCUUGAUCCUGAUCAAAUGCCUAGUCCAAUCCAAGUGAUGGCGGAUGACCAACAGAACAGAGGCGGUGUGUUUGUAACCAAUGAGAAGGGUUUGGUGCCUCCUCUUGUUACCACUGACUUCAUUGUUGAUGAUAAGGGAAACUCAAGUCCUAGAUACAUCAGGAGUUCGAUGUACAGUGUGCCUGUUACCGCAGACUUACUCAAGCAAACAGCAAUGCCGUUCUGUCUAGUUAUAUCACCAAUGGCAGAAACAGUAGGAUCCGAGCAGGAGCCUCCUGUGAUAGAUUUUGCAGCGCUAACAGGCUCCCCGACCAUGGGUCCGGUGAGGUGCAGCCGCUGCAAGGCAUACAUGUGUCCUAAUAUGAAGUUUAUUGAUGCUGGUAGACAUUUUAAAUGUGCCUUCUGUAAAGCUACUACUGAAGUACCAAUGGAAUACACGCAGUAUAUAAACAGCAUGCAGCAAUAUGGCAGAGUGCCCGCUGAGAUGGCCCUUGGUACAUACGAGAUUGUAGCCACUAAAGAAUAUUGCAGGAACAAUACGUUGCCGAACCCCCCAGCUAUAGUAUUCGUCAUCGACGUGUCUUACAAUUCUAUCAAAAAUGGACUUUUGCAGACUGUCUGCGAUAAUAUUAUGGACUUUAUUGAGGCUAUGCCCAAAGAUGAGAAUGGUAAAAGUUAUACACGCGUGGGUUUCAUCACGUAUAGUUCUACAGUACACUUCUACAAUAUAAAGGGCUCGCUGGCGCAGCCUCAGAUGCUGUCAGUAGGCGACGUAGCGGACGUGUUCGUGCCGCUGCUGGACGGCUUUCUGUCGCCGGCGGAGCAGAGCGGGCCAGUGCUGCAGCAGCUCUUGCAGCAGCUGCCGGCCAUGUUCCAAGACAACAAGGAGACGGAGACGAUACUGCUGCCUGCUGUACAGGCCGGUCUCGAAGCCCUGAAGGCUGCGGACACGUCGGGGCAGCUGCUGGUGUUCCACACGUCGCUGCCGACGUACAACGCGCCCGGCAAGCUCGCCAACAGGGAGGACAGGAAAUUGCUAGGAACUGAUAAGGAGAAACAGAUACUUAUGCCGCAGACGACGGCGUACAACGAGGUGGGGCAGGCGUGCAGCGCGGCCGGCGUGUGCGUGGAGCUGUUCGUGUGCAACAACGCGUACGUGGACGCCGCCACCGUGGGCCAGCUGCCGCGCCUCACCGGCGGACAGAUACACAAAUACACAUACUUCACCGCGGAGACGGACGGCCACCGUCUAGCGUGGGACGUGCGGCGCGUGGUGUCGCGGCCGACGGCGCACGACGCGGUGAUGCGCGUGCGCACUUCCACCGGCGUGCGCGCUACUGACUUCUUCGGACACUUCUUUAUGUCCAACACCACUGAUGUCGAAUUGGCUGCUAUCGAUGCGGACAAAGCGAUCGGCGUGGAGAUAAAGCACGACGACAAGCUGACAGGCGAGGACGGCGUGUACGUGCAGGCGGCGCUGCUGUACACGCGCCGCUGCGGACAGCGCCGCCUGCGCGUCCUCAACCUCGCCCUCAACGUGGCGCACCAGCUCGCUGACGUCUACCGCUCCGCGGAGCUCGACACCACCGUCGCAUUCCUUAAUAAACAAGCUGUGUGGGCACUACGCGAGGCGACUCCCAGCCAAGUGCGCGAGGGGCUGUCGCAGCGCUGCGCGCGCUCGCUGGCGGCGUACCGGCGGCACUGCGCCUCGCCCUCCUCCGCCGGCCAGCUGGUGCUGCCCGAGUCCAUGAAGCUGCUGCCGCUCUACACCAGCUGCAUCCUGCGCUCUGACGCCAUCGCAGGCGGUCCUGAAGUGACGUGCGACGAGCGUUCGUGUGCGAUGUACCGCGCGCUCUGCGCUGACGUGUCGCAGUCUUUGGCCCACACCUACCCCCGUUUGCUGCCGCUGCACACUGUCCUGCAAGCUCCCUCCGCCCCACUCACCCCCCUGCGAGCCUCCAUAGACAAGAUCUCCGAUCACGGGAUAUAUCUACUAGAGAACGGCGUCCACAUCCUAAUCUGGGUGGGCUCGCUGGCGCCGAGCGCGCUGGUGGCGGCGGUUUUCGGCGCCCCCUCGCCGCAGCAGGUGGACACGCAGGUGUGCGAGCUGCCGCACCUCGACACGCCCGCCAGCGCCGCCGCCAGGGACCUGGUGCACCAGAUACGUCUCCAGCGCCGCUGCGCCAUGCGGUUAACAAUAAUGCGUCAACACGACAAGCUGGAGACGGUGUUGAGGCACUUCCUGGUGGAGGACCGCGGCGUGGAGGGCAGCGCCUCCUACGUCGACUACCUCUGCCAGAUACACAAGGAGAUACGCGCCUUGCUAUAGCGUUAGCAUCUAAUGUCAUCACAUGCGAAUGAUGGGCCAACAUAUUUGAAACACCCUCUAUAUACUCUGAUUAGUAUUUCAGAAUAACAUGUCGAAAUAAUAGGUUUGACAAUUUGAACACUCUGUAUACACAUUUUUAUAUACAUUUCAGUGUACUUUGAACGAAAUAGUUUGGAAAAAGUGAACACCUGUAUACACUAGACUGUUUCUUUUCAAUAAUUUAGGAAAAGUAAACAGCCUAUGUACAGUUUAGAAGUUAUAUAGUUUGUCUAAAUAAGAUAGAUUAGUUUGAUAAAUGACGCAUAUGAAGUAUCGAAUUUAAUUUGUAUGAAGG